Messenger RNA from Didymosphaeria variabile, 744 nucleotides. RefSeq lists its product as uncharacterized. NCBI's taxonomy places the organism in Eukaryota, Fungi, Ascomycota, Dothideomycetes, Pleosporales, Didymosphaeriaceae. The record is from RefSeq and is a predicted model, not a curated record. The transcript is spliced from 2 exons. The coding region runs from base 1 to 744 and encodes 247 amino acids.
AUGUCGACUAACGACUUCGCAGGCUCCUUAUCCAAAAGCGCAGGCGACAUCAUCGCGCCUUACACCCACCUCUACAAUCUCGUAGCUAGCACAGAAAGUGGUACCCUAGUUCAACACGCCACGAACCGGGAAGACUGGCAAUACGUUUGCUUCAACCCGAAAUACAGCGGCAUAGAAUGGCGACCACGAGGGGGCCUUUAUGAGCUGGUCUUCAAGCAAAACAACGAUCUUGCAGACGUACAAGGAAUCUUCAAGACAUCUCCAAGAUCACAGGAAAUUUCCAUGUCAGACCUUUACUCCAAACACCCUACGAAGCCACACCACUGGAAACACGAAGGCCGUACAGACGACAUGAUCGUUUUCAGAAGCGGGUGGAACUUCAACCCGACAAAACACGAGGUUUUGAUCAGCUCGCACGGCAUGGUACAGCAUUGCAUAUUAAUUGGAACCGGAAGAGACACGCCUGUAGCCAUUAUUGAGCUUCGACAGGAGUAUAGUUCUGAUCCAGAGGGAGCGCGAAAAGCUAUUCUAGCUGAGCUAGGACCGAAGAUCGACGAAGCGAAUAGGGCUGCAGAUACAACAGGCCAGUUAAGCAAGGACGCUAUCAUAUUGGCAAAGCGAGAGAAGCCGUGUGUAAUUUCUGGGAAGGGAACGGUGCAGAGGAAAGCUACGGUUGCGCUCUAUCAGCGGGAGAUUGAAGAGCUUUAUGCAUCUCUCGAACAGAGUGGGAGGGUGACUGUUUGA